This is a messenger RNA of Punica granatum (pomegranate), 1203 nucleotides long. The record is from RefSeq and is a predicted model, not a curated record. NCBI's taxonomy places the organism in Eukaryota, Viridiplantae, Streptophyta, Magnoliopsida, Myrtales, Lythraceae.
UUGUGGUCGUGUGCUCUCUCGAGGCACCUCUCUCUCCCAUGAUUCCUAAUUGCAAGUACAUAUAACACUGCUUUCUCUCUUUUAAAACCAGACAGCAGAGAGAACUUUGUGUGAGAGAGAGAGAGCAGGCAGAACAUCAUGGGAAGGGCUCCCUGCUGUUCGAAGGUGGGAUUGCACAAGGGCCCCUGGUCCACUAAAGAAGAUGCAGUGCUCAUCAAUUACAUUCAGCAGCAUGGUGAAGGCCAUUGGAGAUCAUUGCCUAAGAAAGCAGGUUUGCUUCGAUGUGGGAAGAGUUGCAGGCUGAGAUGGAUGAACUAUUUACGACCAGACAUCAAGCGCGGGAACAUCACCCCGGAUGAGGAGGACCUGAUCAUCCGCAUGCACUCACUGCUGGGCAACCGCUGGUCUCUCAUCGCCAGAAUGUUGCCAGGCCGAACGGACAAUGAGAUCAAGAACUACUGGAAUUCCCACCUGAGCAAGCGAGUGAACAACAAGUCUACCGGGACUAAGCCGAAGCCGAGUGGCAAUAAUAAACCUGCUCGGGGUCCAAAGAAGCGCAACAACAGUAUCGGCGCUACCUCUGAAGUAGCCAAGUCAAGGAAGAAGCAGAAAGUGAAGGUGGGAAUGAUAAAAGUCCAUCAACCAAAGGCCGUCAGGGUGUCGCCAUAUUCCAUCACGAGGAACAACAGCUCCGAUGGCGGCCCUAGUGGGUUAUCAAGCAGCAUUCUCGGAGCCAAAGGUGGCCUUAGUGAAACCAUGAAUUACGGAGCCGUGCAAAGCGUGUUGGAUGACGAUGAUCAAAUAUAUCAUGAAGAUUAUUAUUGCGAUAUUAUUGAAGAAGGUGAUCGGUCACAUUCUUCAUGCAAUCUGGAGAAGAUUUUCGAGGAAUAUCAGCAACUCCUAAAAGGAGAUGAUAAUGUUCAGUUAGAUUCGUUUGCCGAUUCCCUGUUGAUAUGACAUUUAAAUAAUCUUCUGAUAAUUAAUUGGCCAGUUUAUGUAUUUGGGCAAAUUGUGAGAAAGAGUUGCAUGCUGGACUUCGUCUCCGUGUUUCGCUGGGGGAGAAAAAAAGAGUUACGUAAUGGAUUUUUAUAGUUAUGGUAUGUUAAAAAAGUAAAAAUAGAGAGAAAGGGGGUGUAGUGCAGUGUCUAAUACCCUCAUCUGGUAACUUAAAAGUUUCAAGUUAGAUUUUCAUCAGUGAGACUA